AUGGUACGGACGGUAAGUGAUGAUUCGCAUAUCAGUAGUUAUGUGAAGUGUCAAUUUUUUCUUUGUUCGAGUAUAUGUAUAUGUAUAUAUCGUGCAGACGUAGCGUAUUAUGUGUUGAUAUGUUGUAUUUGGAUAAAUCAGGCAGGUGUUACGGCCUCCAUGUGUUUGUUUUAUAAUAUGUUUUUGUUAAUAUUGAUCGUAAGGGAAUAUGGCGAUACGAUGUUACUUUCGUGUUGCUGUGUUAUUAUACUGAGGGUUACUGUGUCAAUCCCUUCAUCACCUGUAUAUGAAUAA
This is a messenger RNA of Trypanosoma brucei brucei TREU927, 294 nucleotides long. RefSeq lists its product as hypothetical. Lineage: Eukaryota; Euglenozoa; Kinetoplastea; Trypanosomatida; Trypanosomatidae. The record is from RefSeq and is a predicted model, not a curated record. The transcript has a single exon. Bases 1 to 294 code for a protein of 97 amino acids.